GGUGGAGCAGAACUUCCCAACUUUGAACCGCCAUUCAUUUUCUGCUCAUCAAUGGCUUCUUCAACAAACGACGUAGCCGACGAGUUCUUUCCCUUCUUAAGAAUCUACAAAAACGGCCGCAUCCAACGACUCCAAGUCACCUCCGACAUAGUCCCCGCCUGCGCCGACGACCCCAACUCCGCUUUCCGAGCAAAGGAUGUCACGAUCUCCGUGGAUUCCGCCCUUUCGGUGCGUAUUUUCAUCCCCUCCGCCGUAGAUCUCAAUCAGAAGUUGCCCCUUCUGUUGUACGUCCACGGCGGAGCUUUCUGCUUCGAAUCGGCUUUUAAUUUGCAGUACCAUAGCCACGUGGGUUCUCUCGCUGCUAAGGCCAACGCCGUCGCUGUUUCCGUCGAGUACCGCCUCGCGCCGGAGAAUCCAAUCCCCGCCUGCUAUGACGAUUGUUGGGAUGCUUUACGGUGGAUCGCGGCCCAUGUGAACAGGGAUGGUCCAGAGCCGUGGCUAAAUGAGCACGCAGAUUUGGACCGGAUCUGUUUAGCUGGCGACAGUGCGGGCGCCAACAUCUGCCAUCACUUGGCUGUUCGAGCAGGAUCAUCAGCAGAGCAGCUGGGCAGAGUAAAGGUGGUGGCAUUGGCUUUGAUUCACCCAUUCUUUGGCGACGGGGCGGAGGACAGGCUGUGGAAGUAUCUGUGUUCGGACACCACUUGGCUGAGACCCACCGCACAGGAUCUGGCCACGUUGCCUUGUCGGAGAGUGAAGAUCUUUCUGGCAGAGAAAGAUUCUCUGAAGUUCGGAGGGAGGAAUUACGAUGAGGAUUUGAAGAGCAGCGGGUGGAAGGGGGCGGUGGAGACGGUGGAGCACGGCGGAGAGGAUCAUGUGUUUCAUUUGAAGAUGCCGGAGUGUGAAAAGGCCGUUGAUUUGAUGGAAAAAUUAGCCUGUUUCAUAAACUUAGAUUAGGAUAAAACUAAGUUAAUCUUAAAAUUAAUAUGGUUGGGGUUUGUUUUUGAAUUAGACUUCUUCGACAAUAAUCGCAUGACUUUUGAAUGAAUUGUAACACGAAUUGAUGA
This is a messenger RNA of Cucurbita maxima (winter squash), 1064 nucleotides long. RefSeq names its product probable carboxylesterase 12. Lineage: Eukaryota; Viridiplantae; Streptophyta; Magnoliopsida; Cucurbitales; Cucurbitaceae. The coding region runs from base 52 to 954 and encodes 300 amino acids. The transcript is spliced from 2 exons. Gene Ontology annotation, molecular function: hydrolase activity. The record is from RefSeq and is a predicted model, not a curated record.